Pocillopora meandrina is the source of this 951-nucleotide messenger RNA. The record is from the annotation of a GenBank genome assembly. NCBI's taxonomy places the organism in Eukaryota, Metazoa, Cnidaria, Anthozoa, Scleractinia, Pocilloporidae.
AUGGUAGAUGUGACUUUGCACUUCGUCAUUUUAGCCUCUAUGUCAAUCCUCAUUGUGGCUGCCAAUAUCAUCGUUUGCGUAUCUGUAGUAACAAACGCCCAACUUCGCACUCACACAAAUGGAUUUCUCGUAUCUUUGGCCGUUUCAGACAUUUUAACGGGCGGACUCUUCUUUCCCGUUCACCUUAGUGGGCCAUAUUCGCCUGUAGCUUUCACAGAAGGCUACUUGGUUGCUUUCGUUCUGUUGGCUGGUGUUGGCAAUAUUUGUUUGGUCACAUGGGAUCGCUAUAUUGCUGUUACCAAACCGUUCCAGUACAAGGAAACAGUGAAGAAACACUUCUCAAAGAUGAUUAUCGUGAUUUGGGCGAUUUCCUUACUCGUUGCUCUCUUACCUCUGACAUGGAAGACAGAUUACAAUAUCGUCAUUCACAAAGUGUAUCUCUUUUGCUUAAUGGGCUUUUUUGUUGUCAUCCCGUACGCAGCAAUAUUUCUUGCCUACUACAAAAUUGGUCAGAAUUUGAGGAAACACCAACAGAAAAUUCGCAAACACUCUCACGCCACUGGUUCUCUUAAAUGCAAAAGAAUGAAAGCAGAGGCUAAAGUCACCAAAGUUCUUCUCGCUAUUGUAAUGAUAUUUGUGUUAUCAUGGUUGCCGAUCAUUUAUAUGACAACAGUUGCCAGUUUGAACAAGCUUAAUUUAUCUCCUGACGCUCUUCAAAAAGCUUCCCUUUAUACUGUGGCACUUUCUUCUUUGGCAAAUCCUUUACUUUACGCAUUUGUUAAGCAGGACUUUCGGCGGCAGUUUAAAAGACGCUCAGCGCGCCAAGAGAUAAGUUCUGUUUCUGCAGCUGCCAAUAAAAUGAUGGAGCCUCCAACGGCACCUUGUAGGACGGAAAAUGGCCGCAAAAAAAAUACAGUCAUUUACGUCAAAUAUUUCUCCCUAAGGAGCUAA